CUAUUUCACGUCACCUCCGCCACGCCGGGCUUCGAGCAUCCGGAGAGGUCGCGGCGGGGAUUACAUUAGACAGGAUUGUUUCUCUUCCGGUGCUGGACGCUGUAUUAGGGGAGGCUUUAGGACCGCAGCGUCCGCUAGUGACAGGCUCUUCCCGCAGAGCGGUCCUUGGCGUUUCUAGCCCGGUUAAAAUUGUGGACGGGUACGGUGGCCGAGGAGGUUUGAGCGCGCCGGAAGUGUUCCCCGGCGCUGGCGCCUAAGCCGGGCCGGAGACGCACGUGGCGCGACCGGAGGGAGCAUGUCUUUCCGAGGCGGCGGUCGCGGAGGCUUUAAUCGCGGUGGUGGAGGCGGCGGCGGCGGCUUCAACCGUGGCGGGGGUAGCAACAACCACUUCCGAGGGGGAGGCGGCGGAGGCGGCGGCAAUUUCAGGGGCGGCGGCCGAGGAGGAUUUGGACGAGGGGGCGGCCGUGGAGGCUUUAAUAAGUUCCAAGAUCAAGGACCUCCAGAACGUGUCGUCUUAUUAGGAGAGUUCAUGCAUCCCUGUGAAGAUGACAUCGUUUGUAAAUGCACCACAGAGGAGAACAAGGUGCCUUACUUCAACGCUCCUGUUUAUUUAGAAAACAAAGAACAGAUCGGGAAAGUGGAUGAGAUAUUUGGACAACUUAGAGAUUUUUAUUUUUCAGUUAAAUUGUCAGAAAACAUGAAGGCAUCUUCCUUUAAAAAGCUACAGAAGUUUUAUAUAGAUCCCUUUAAGCUGCUGCCACUACAGAGGUUUCUGCCUCGUCCUCCUGGUGAGAAAGGACCUCCCAGAGGCGGCGGCGUUGGUGGCAGGGGAGGUCGAGGAGGAGGAAGAGGAGGUGGUGGCCGAGGUGGUGGAAGAGGUGGUGGCUUCAGAGGUGGAAGAGGAGGAGGUGGGGGCUUCAGAGGAGGAAGAGGAGGAGGAGGAGGUGGAUUCCGAGGAAGAGGACAUUAGAUGUGGCAGUUGACAGACCACCAUGGCUUUUUCACCACGUGACCUGCUGCUGCUGCUGUGACUGAAGUCUCUGGAGCACCCUUGAGGCUGCGCUGUGACAGUGGAGCAGAUCGUCAGCACUGGAGACAAACGAGGGGCAGGCAGACAAUCCGCCUGGCCCGGAAAGAGCGUGAAGAACCUGCCUUGUACAGUGCCUGCACUCUGGGUGCUUAAAGAACAAUGGGACUUUUUAUUUGGAGCAUAUUUGGAUUUUUUAAAUAAAAUUUUUUAUUUCUUUAACUCAGUGUUUAUUGGACCAACCCUGUUUUUUUAAAUUUGGAGGAACAAGCAAAGUUUAAACUUGAAUUACAGAUAGAAAAGGUGGGGUAGGUGAGAUUUGUUUAAAGAUACUACUGUGAUUCUAAAAGGCACCAGACACACUCAGACGAACAACUCUCCACCCCCAACAAACCAGGCUGUUGGAACAGUACUUUAAACUACUUGGAAAUGAACUCCUCAUUCAGAAUGCCUUUUGAAAAGGGACAACAGCAGCAUUUGCUGUAUUUCACUUUUGUGUUUUAUAAUACGCAGAAUAAAGCUGUUUUUAUAAUA
This is a messenger RNA of Peromyscus leucopus (white-footed mouse), 1561 nucleotides long. It is a transcript of the gene Gar1, whose product is annotated as GAR1 ribonucleoprotein. Lineage: Eukaryota; Metazoa; Chordata; Mammalia; Rodentia; Cricetidae. The record is from RefSeq and is a predicted model, not a curated record. Gene Ontology annotation, biological process: snoRNA guided rRNA pseudouridine synthesis; ribosome biogenesis. The transcript is spliced from 7 exons. Gene Ontology annotation, molecular function: box H/ACA snoRNA binding. Bases 296 to 970 code for a protein of 224 amino acids. Gene Ontology annotation, cellular component: box H/ACA snoRNP complex.